This is a messenger RNA of Exophiala viscosa, 2169 nucleotides long. Its product is annotated as pisatin demethylase. The transcript is spliced from 3 exons. Bases 475 to 2007 code for a protein of 510 amino acids. Gene Ontology annotation, molecular function: oxidoreductase activity, acting on paired donors, with incorporation or reduction of molecular oxygen; heme binding; monooxygenase activity. Lineage: Eukaryota; Fungi; Ascomycota; Eurotiomycetes; Chaetothyriales; Herpotrichiellaceae. The record is from RefSeq and is a predicted model, not a curated record.
AUCUGGUCUGGGAAUGGCCGAAAAGCACGCCCGGGCCGCCCACGAGCAACUACGCCGUUGCCGAGCCACGAGGAGCUCGCCAGGAUCGAUUCGAAGCUCGGCUGGCAGUUCUCGACGUUCAAGGCAUGCAUCCGCGGCAAUCAUGGUGGCAGACUAUUUUCUUUUCAGGCAUAGAUCAUCGGAUGCUUCGACUGAUAUCAACUGAUAGUUAUCAAGCUUUUGUCGCCGGCACUUCUCUUUCACUUAAGCCUAUCAAAACAUGGCCUCCGUGCACUGCUCAAUUCAUGUCCAGGGGUCUGCAUGGAUAGUAGUCACAUCGGUUGCCGUCACUGGAGGAUGAAGGAGCGCUGGGGCGGGGUUUCCAGCCAGCGCAUUACCGCCCAGCGAGUGAGGUUGGUAUAAAGACAACAUUACCUGCUUGUCAGCUCAGCAUAGCCGCAUUCAGAAAUUCGACCUUUACAGAUACUGUCCAGCAUGGCAAUCUUUUCACCGACACCAGACCUGGUGGCGCUCGUAGGCUUGGGCCUAUUGGUCCUCUACAGUGGUGUUCGCUGCUACCUGAAUUAUCGGAUGUGCCCACAAGUCAAGGGUCCAUUCCUGGCAUCCAUUUCGGGCCUCUGGUUGUUCAUGAGUACCUACCGUAGCCGGAUCUACCUCGAUUGCGCCGAUGAAUUGGACAAAUAUGGAACCCUGGCGCGCAUCGCACCCAACAAGAUUGUUACGAACGACCCCGUGAUAUGGACUCAUUUGGCCGCCCCUCGGUCCAACUUCAGGAAGGGUACCUGGUACGAUUCCAUGACCCUGGACCCGAACCACAAGAACUCGCUGUCCCAGAGGGAUGAAAAAGAGCAUAACAUCCUUCGUGCGAAGAUGAUCCGAGGUUAUUCCGGCAAGGACAUCCCUCAGCUCGAGUCCAACAUCCAGGACAGGGUCGUAGAUGUGCUGAAUCUCAUCCGGCGAGAGAUGGCUAAAGGCAAACCCGUCGACAUCGCUCGUAUUGCUCAAUUCUUCACGCUUGAUGUUCUAACGCAGAUUGCUUUCGAGAAGCCUUUCGGCUAUCUCAGCAAAAAUGAGGACGUCUUCAACUAUGUGCACGAAGUCUCGGGCUUUUUGCACGUUCUAGAGUUCGGCUCAAACUUCCCCUUCAUUCAAAAUCUAUUUUUCAGCAAGCUCAUGUCGGGUAUGCAGCCAAGAUCAACCGAUAAGACUGGCAUGGGAGCCAUGUUGGGCGUCGCCGAACGAGUGGCCAAAGAACGCUUCGCUCCCGGCGCCAAACAACACGACGAUAUGCUCGGGUCGUUCAUCAAGCACGGCAUGACGCAAGACGAGAUAGUCACCGAAGCCAUGCUUCAAAUCUUGGGUGGCUCUGACUCCACGGCAACCGCUGUCCGCACGACAUUCUUGUACAUACUCACUAACCCUAUCGUUUAUGCCAAACUGGUCAACGAGCUCGACACCAACGCACACCGGUUGUCCUCUCCCGUCCUCACCACUGCCGACUCCCAGAGUCUGCCGUAUCUGCAGGCCUGCAUCAAAGAGGGUUUGCGCAUCUUCCCUCCCUUGACGGGUCUUCAAGGCAAGAUAGCGCCGCCGGGCGGUGAGACUGUCAAUGGGUAUUAUCUGCCAGAAGGAAUUGAGGUGUGCUGGUGCCCGCACUCGAUGCAGCGCAGGAAAGAGGUCUAUGGUGAAGAUGUCGACAUGUACAGACCCGAGCGGUGGCUCGAGGCUGCUGCUCUGGACGACGGCGGCGAGAAAAUCGGCCAGAUGAACAGGACCAUCGAGUUGGUCUUUGGUGCAGGGCGAUAUGGGUGUCUCGGAAAGACGGUCGCACGACUGGAGUUGGACAGGAUCUUUGCGGCCCUGUUCCAGAACUUUGAGUUCUCUUUGCUCGAUCCCUUCAAGCCUAUGAGCACAAAGUCGCAUGGUGUGCAUAUACAGUUGGAUCUGUGGGUCAAGGCCACGGAGAGGAAGCCCAGAAGUGCUGGGUUUAAUGGUGUGCCCAACUAGUACAUAGACCACUGCACUGUUGAGGACGUUUGGUUGAUCACGAAUGGUACUUUCCUGGUUGAUUUUACGCUGGGACACCCGAGGUAUACGUUCCAUUGCUUGUUGCAGAGGCUGCUAUCUAUCACGGGUCUAGUACAAUGCAUACCAUCUGACGUUGAAUGC